AUGUCCAUCCUUGUGCGCCCGCCCAAGCGCAAAUUGCACGAGGCUGAGGUCGAUCGCGAUGAGGAGCCCCGGAAGUAUGGCUCCGGUGCGAUAACAUCCUGGCCGUCGGCAGUCAGGUCGCAGCCUAGUUCGCGACGUGCCAGUGAGCAAGUAGAGUCAAACGGCGACUCUCACACGCUGGCGGCGUCGUGGCGGGAGCUGCACUCCAACCGCGGCUCUCCGGUUCCCUUCGACAAUGGACCCUUGCAGACCUCACGCAACUUCACCCCACAGUCAUCAGUCGUUCUCAUCGGCAUUCGAGGUACCGGAAAGUCGAGCCUGGCAGUUAUUCUUGCGGCAACCUCUGGCCGACGCUUGAUCGAUUCGGACCGAUACUUCCACCAGGUGACCGGAUGCUCCCGCGCCGCGUUCAAGAAGGACAACGACCACGACGUGUACCGACGAAAGGAAGCGCUGGUAUUCGAGUCAAUGUUGACCGAUAACAAGGAGGGAUGCGUGAUUGCAUGCGGAGCAGGAUCAAUGGAGCGCAGUGGCCAGAGGCUGCUGAGGGAAUAUGCGCAGACACAUCCCGUCAUUCAAGUCAUUCGGGAACCGGAUAGCAUCCAAUCAUAUCUCAAGGCCUGGGAUAUCCAAAAGGUGCGACACUUCCUCGAGCUGUCUGGUCCGAUAUAUCGAAGCUGUUCGAAUCUGGAGUACUUUAAUCUCUCUGAGACUACCCAUCGCGGCGGCGAAUAUACGCCGAAAGGUGGCCAUGAUCCAUCGCCGGGGCCCAAACUGGACCAGCGCGCUCAAACACCGACGCCCUUCUUAACACUAAAAAGGGUUCAACGCGACUUCCUUAGCUUCGUCGCUUUCGUGACUGGCGAUCGCAAAGAGAUGAGCCGCCAGCAUGCUUCCUUCCCACUAUCAUUAUUGCCCGUCGAGACUCGGCGAAACACGUCGGCGCUUUCGGUUCCUUUCUCAGCACUCUGUGAUCGAGAGCUGGACAUCGAGGAGCUUGAGUUCACUGUGGACGCGUUCGAGAUAGCCAUAGACGUUACAAGCCCUUCAGACCAGCUGGGCGCCGAUUCGAACCUGGCCGAUAGGAUCAGCCAAGUGGUGGCAACUAUCCGGCGGAACAUCAUCGUUCCUUUGAUGUACCACGUUGAGAGCUAUAUCACACCCAGAGGGUCUCUUUCGCCAGACCAGAAAACUCGCAUCAGCGAUGAGGCUUAUUUAAAUCUCGUUCAACAUGGGUUACGACUUGGCCCCAGCCUCCUGUCUGUUGACUUAGCUCGUGAUGAUUCUCUCCUGUCCCAAGUUAUCAGUUGCAGGGGAACUACCAAGAUUAUUGGCCAUUUUGAGGCUUUCCAUCCUUUGUCUGGUGGCUGGGACGGUCCUGAAUACAUGAAAGUCUACGAGCGAGCAAAAAGGCUCGGGUGCAAUGUAGUGCGAAUCUGCCAGCCAGCCGAAACGAUAGAAGACAAUCUGGCCGUGCAGCGAUUCCGACACCGCAUUGAAAGUCUUCCGGUGGCUGGGCUGCCGCUCAUCGCCUACAAUACUGGGCAUCUCGGACGCAUGUCCCGCUGCUUUAAUCCCAUUCUAACUCCCGUCACACAUCCAUCCCUCACACCCGAAAAUCCAACCCAACUAUGCCCUACCAUCACUGCUCGCGACACUCAACAAGCGCUCUACAGUUCCUUUGCAUUGGAUCCGAUGCAGUUCUUCCUCUUCGGUGCCAAUGUCAACUACAGUAUGUCGCCCGCAAUGCACAACACCGCAUUCAAGGCCUGUGGGUUGCCACAUCGUUACACCAUCUUCCAAUGCUCGACCCUUCGCGGCUUGAACGAGCUUGUGGAAAACCCGUAUUUUGGCGGUUCAAGUGUCAGUCUUCCUUAUAAAACGGAAGUGAUACCCCUGCUUCAUUCCAUGUCACCGCAUGCUCGAGCAAUUGGUGCCGUCAACACUCUCAUACCAAUCCGGAACAAUGACGGUGCUGAUCCUCGCCUCUCGCAAGAAUCUUCUAUCCACCUCGAGAAGACCCGUGCUGGGCCGGUCAAGGGAUUGCAUGGAGACAACACUGAUUGGAUCGGAAUCUGCAAUUGCAUUCGCCGUGGUCUCUCGCCAGCAAACGCCGUACGCCCCUCAACCACCGGCCUAGUUAUUGGAUCUGGUGGUAUGGCGCGGGCCGCUAUUUACUCCAUGAUCCAUCUCGGUGUGCAAAAUAUCUUUGUCUACAACCGCACGAUCGCAAAUGCAGAGAGACUUGCUCAUCACUACAACCGGCAAGACUUGGUUUCCAACGAACGAAGUCCGGAUAGACGUCCAAGAGUCAGCACACUUAAUUCGUUGAAUGACCCUUGGCCCGCCGAUUACAAGCCACCAACGAUUAUAGUGUCCGGUAUUCCAGCUCAUAGCAUCGGUGGUGAGCCCGCACCCAACUUCAACGUACCAUCUCAAUGGCUCGAAAGCCCGACCGGUGGUGUUGUUGUCGAUCUGGCCUAUAAACCUCUGAACACCCCCCUCAUGAAACAGAUGCGAGCCCUGUCACACCGUGGUUGGGUAGCACUUGACGGCCUGGACGUUCUUCCCGAGCAAGGCUUCGCCCAAUUCGAGCUUUUUACAGGGCGCCGUGCACCCCGCCGGCUUAUGCGCACCAUCGUUUUGCAGGAGUACGAGGACGACGAGGUACACGAUGAUCGCAAUGCCAUCCAGAGCAGGCUACAGAACCUUGAUGGCCAGCCCACCUGA
Messenger RNA from Penicillium canariense, 2730 nucleotides. RefSeq names its product putative quinate pathway repressor protein QutR. Gene Ontology annotation, biological process: chorismate biosynthetic process. The record is from RefSeq and is a predicted model, not a curated record. Bases 1 to 2730 code for a protein of 909 amino acids. The transcript has 2 exons. Gene Ontology annotation, molecular function: 3-dehydroquinate dehydratase activity; shikimate 3-dehydrogenase (NADP+) activity; 3-phosphoshikimate 1-carboxyvinyltransferase activity. NCBI's taxonomy places the organism in Eukaryota, Fungi, Ascomycota, Eurotiomycetes, Eurotiales, Aspergillaceae.